Messenger RNA from Bombus huntii, 2043 nucleotides. RefSeq lists its product as uncharacterized. The record is from RefSeq and is a predicted model, not a curated record. The transcript is spliced from 3 exons. Bases 163 to 633 code for a protein of 156 amino acids. Lineage: Eukaryota; Metazoa; Arthropoda; Insecta; Hymenoptera; Apidae.
AUUUGUAUUCCAGGGGGAAGAGCAUGAUAGGAGCCAAUGGAGAAAUCACAAAAGAACCGUUCAGAUAAGUCACGUUCACCUUGACGGACUUUCGGCUCGGUCUAUAAAAGAGAGGUACACCUCCUCGAUGGCGCAGUCACAGUCACAGUGAAACCAUACAAAAUGUUCCGUUCAAUUGCCGCUGUUUUCAUCGUGGCCCUGCCACUAUUUCAGGCCGCUUCUGCUAUCGAUAUUUCUCAGGACAAAAACAUACACGUGGAACUCACCAGUAACGAUGCUGUGCAACAAACAAAAUCGGUAAGUUCCUAUCCAGAGGAACGUGGACCUCUAUUUAUCGGGGACCUCACCGCCGGCCAACGCUACGCAGACGAAACAGUUUUCCGUCGUGUAAUUGAAUUCAACAAUCCAACCAACACGAUUCAAAGCUCAACGUUAGACGUAUCUGUUACGAGCGGAGUAAUUCAUUAUAUCAGUGCUCGAAACGUACAAGGCAGUCAAGCAGUUGUCUGUGGCAAUCCAAACGCCUUAGGAGGAAGCAAAACUAGCAUUAAUCUUCGAGUACCACCGAAUUCCUUGGCUACGUUAAAUAUGGUGGUUGCGGCGCAUGAUCAUAAUCGCAUGAUCAAGUCUUAGAACGAUGACAUCGUGCUAAUACUACUAUGUUCUUUCAGUCAUGGUUGACCGAAUUGUAUUUCCAAUUUGAGGAAAAUAUGAAAGAAUCGUUAUUAAUGUAUGUGUGAUUUCUCGUUACGAUUGUAUGCCAAUGACUUUCUCGAUUGAAACUAUAGUGAGACUAGUACAUAUCGAAUUCAAGCUACAUAUCAAAUUAAGCUUACAUGAUAUCGACACCUUGCACACUGAAAAUUUUUAUAAAAUCAAUCAGCAAUCGUAACACGUUUUUAUUGAGAGAUAUUUUGAAAUCAAAUGUUUCAUUUCGAGAAGAAGAUUAUAAAUAUAUUAGCUUUUCGUGUUUUCCAUAAAUGAAAAUAGAACAAGAAAUAAUUUUCAUUGUUUCAAUGUCACUGUAUCACUAUAUCGGCAUCAUUAAAUUAUAAAAGAUUAAGUUUUGAUAAGUGUACCUUAUAUAAUUUUCACCAUAUCUGUGAAUAUUAUUGUACCAACCAUAACAUUGUAAAUCUCUUUUUAUUCUCUAACUCGUGUGUUUGUCUUUCUUCCUCUUUCGCUGAAAACUGAUUCCUCUUGAUAUCAAAUUUUAAUUUAACUAUAAUUACAGUAUAAAUGACAUUACCUCCUUCUAUCCUCUCAGGAUAUUGAUUAUGGAUACUAUAAGAAUAAAAUAUUUAUAAAACCUGAUAAAAGAAAUAUUUCAACCACUCUAAUUAAAAGAUCUUGAUGUUGUCUGAACAAAGUUUGAGAAAAUUUCAGGAGAUCUUAUUCAAACCAGCAGUCUUCAAAAAGUCUUAACGCUUUAUGCUACCACUAACGAUUCAAACGAAUACGCAGAAAACCUGACUAAUGCAAGUGCUGAUUGUUCCGUAAUCUUACAAUACCGGUUCACAACUUAAAAACUGUAAAAACACGCGAAGAUGAACAGCUCUUCAUUAAGGUGGUUCAAUACAUCAACGAAUCAGAUGAUAUUCACGCUGUAUAGCUGAAAUUCACUAUUAAUGGUAGUAACAUUUUUUAGUGUAUCGUUUUUUAUUCUACACAGCUUUAUUCAUGCAACAUGAAAGCUUACAUCUGAAUUUGAAAAAUUAUUUGUUGUUAAAAAUGCGUAAGAAAAUACUAUCGUCUAUCGUUCACUUGACACAUCAACUGCUUUACGUAGGUACUCGAAUACUUUCAUAUAAAUAUUUUUAUAGGCGCCGCUGAUAUCGGGAGUGCCCGAAACAUACAAAGUAGUCAAGUAGUUGUCUGUGGCACUCAAGAUACCUUAGGAGGAAGUUCAGACAUCCUUUUCAUUCGGAUUCCAGCCUCUUAUGACCUCGCAUUAUAUGUAGUUAUUGAAGCAACCAUUGAAAAGGUAUUGGAAGAAGAAACUGAUUGAAUGUGUUAAUUAAAUGUGUUAUUGUCUUUGAUCCU